Grosmannia clavigera kw1407 is the source of this 1551-nucleotide messenger RNA. RefSeq lists its product as uncharacterized. Bases 1 to 1551 code for a protein of 516 amino acids. The record is from RefSeq and is a predicted model, not a curated record. NCBI's taxonomy places the organism in Eukaryota, Fungi, Ascomycota, Sordariomycetes, Ophiostomatales, Ophiostomataceae. The transcript is spliced from 3 exons.
AUGAUGCUCCAACGAAGAAUCCGCCCGGUUGCGGCCCUUGCCAUGUCACUGGCCAUGGCCGCUUCUGCAGCCACCGUCUCUUACUGUCCCUCGGGAGCCGACAACAUCUGCUUCGCCGUUGGCGUGCCCCAAUCGACUGCCAGCUCGGGCUCCGGCAAUAUCUACUUCAGCAUCACCGCACCCACCAGCUACCAAUGGGUGGCUCUCGGCACCGGCACGCAAAUGUCUGGCUCCAACAUCUUCCUCAUCUACCAAGAUGGUAGCGGCAAUCUGACGCUCUCGCCGCGCCUCGGCACCAAUCAUGUCAUGCCUACGCUCGACACGCAGAGCAAUGCUGCCCAGCUAAGUCUGCUGGCUGGCAGCGGUGUGUCUGACAGCACCAUGACUGCCAACAUCAUGUGCGCCAACUGCGAGUCCUGGGGCACCAGCAGCUCGAUGUCGGUCACUAGCACUAGUUCGCCGUGGAUUGCUGCCUGGAAGUCUGGUAAGUCGCUGGCCACGACCAAUCAGAAUGCUGCCAUCUCUCAGCACGACAACACUGCGCAGUACAAGUUGGACCUCACACAGGCUGUCAUCAGCACGGACAGCAACCCGUUUGUGAGCGCUGCCAGCAGUGGCAGCAGCGGAUCGAGCUCUGGAUCUGGCUCUGGAUCUGGCUCUGACUCUGGGUCUGGGUCUGGGUCUGGCUCCAGUUCCGGCUCCAGUUCUGGCUCAUCUAGCACUGGUAACACUGGAGGGUCGUCGACUGGUGGUGUCACGGCGACCUCCAGCGGCUCGUCAACCCCCUCCAUCCUGAUUGCUCACGCUACCAUCAUGAGCCUCGUCAUGGUCCUGCUCUAUCCGUUGGGCGCGGCUCUGAUGCCCCUGCUCGGUAACUGGCUUGCCCACGGCGUCUGGCAGGGUGUCUCCUACUUGCUGAUGUGGGCAGGCUUUGCCGUUGGCGUUGUAGUCGCCCGGCAACGAAAUCUGCUCUUCGUCGGCCCUGCCCGCAACCACACCGUGAUCGGCACUGUCGUUGUAGCUGCUAUGGGCAUCCAGCCCCUUUUGGGCUUCCUGCACCACCGCCACUUUGUCAGAAAUCAGAGCCGCGGCCUGGUCAGCUAUGUGCACAUCUGGUGGGGUCGCCUGCUCAUCAUCCUCGGCAUCGUCAACGGCGGACUGGGCCUCAAGCUGGCAGACGCGCCGAGAUCAGCCAAGAUCGGCUACUCGGUAGCCGCGGCAGUGCUUUUCCUCGCCUACGUCGGUGCCAAGGUUGUCGGGACAUGCUGCCUGGCAGGGCGCCGCGAGAAGAAGAGAGAUCUGGGACCGCAGUUUCGGGGAAAUGGUGGGCAACGUCGCAGCCACAGCAUCAGUGGUCCUGCUGAUGGCAUCGAGACUGCUAACACAUUCCAGGGUCACGGACAAAACCAGUACCGGAAGCAACGGCAACAGCCGAGUAGAGGGAACAGUCGCCGGAGCAGCCACACACAGUCCGGCAGCAACUACUCGUCUUCUCCGAUGCGUGAAACCCCGAUGCCGCCGUCAUCUCGUGAAGAGCGGCACUAUGACUAG